UUCACCGGUAACGAUUGUAGUUCUGUAAGGCCGGGAAACCGUGUAAUUACAAAAUCUGUCUGUAUCGGUGGUAUCGCGGUGUACCAAGGUCCCUUAUAGGUGUCUGCCAGGUUGGAUCCACACACAUCAAUACCACAAUAAUAGCUAACGCCAUUGACAGUUUGUAUAUAUAUAGAGUCUGCCAUUUUGUGUGACUUCUUUUCACUGACUUUCAACACCAGAUGGUACAGGAUAUCUUAUAACGCCAGAACACCUUAUCCUGUAAUAGAAACACUGAAGAUUCGAUAAAACAAUAGACAUUUCAAAGAGGCUAAAUUGCCUUGUAGAAUUAUACAUAUAGAACAACAUUUAGUCUGACGAGGCUGCAGUGACCUAGAUUUACACAGGGCUAGGGAUGCCUUGUGUGGAGGGCCGUGUUCCUGGAAUUCCGGAGAAAUGUGGACUUUAUGACCCAACACUUGAAAGUGAUGCCUGUGGCGUUGGAUUUGUAGUUAGCAUCGAUGGCAUCCGCUCACAUAAGGUGUUACGAGAUGCCCAGAUCAUGUUACAGCGGAUGGAGCACCGCGGGGCGUGCGGGUGUGACAAUGAUACGGGUGAUGGCGCUGGGGUCCUCACAGGGAUCCCUCAUAAACUCUACCACAGGGUACUCAGAGAGGAACAGAAUAUUGAAUUGCCUGAAGAAGGGGGCUAUGCCACAGGAAUGAUUUUUGCUGAUAAAGACCAGUUGCCUCAAACCAAAGAGGCAUUUUCAGCCAUAGCAACAACCUAUAACCUCCAGAUCCUGGCCUGGAGGGACGUACCUGUAGACAACUCACUGAUUGGAAGGGUUGCCAAGACAACAGAGCCGUUCAUUCUGCAGGUUUUUGUGACUGGAAGUGAUGAUGCUGAAGAGUUCAAACGUCAGGUGUAUUUACUGAGAAAGUACAGCUCCCAUCACAUUCCUGAGCAGGACUUGAGAUAUUUCAUCUGUACGCUGUCAACAGACACAAUCGUGUACAAGGGUCAGUUCACUACUUCACAGCUGUGGACCUACUUCAAGGAUUUAGAAGACCCAGAUUUUGAAACACACAUUGCUCUUAUCCACAGUCGAUUUUCCACCAACACAUUUCCUAGUUGGGAGAGAGCACACCCUCAGAGAUACCUGGCCCACAAUGGUGAGAUCAACACCCUAAGAGGGAACAACAAUCUGAUGCGUGCCCGGGAGGGUGUGAUGAAUAGCGAUGUGUAUAGGGACAAGCUACAUGACCUGUACCCUGUUGUGGAGGAAGGCAUGUCAGACUCCGGCUGUGUAGACAAUGUAUUAGAGUUCCUUUGUAUGGCGGGUGGACGCCAACUUCCGGAGGCGGUGAUGACUAUGGUACCAGAGGCCUGGCAGAAUGACAAGACCAUGUCUGCUGACAAAAAGGCAUUCUACCGGUGGAGCGCAUUUGCAAUGGAACCCUGGGAUGGACCAGCUCUCCUGACAUUUUCUGAUGGAAGAUUCAUUGGGGCCAUAUUGGAUAGGAAUGGUUUACGGCCUUCACGAUUCUACGUCACCAAAUCCAACCACAUGUACAUGGCUAGUGAGGUGGGGGUGGUGGACAUUCCUCAUGGAGAUGUCAUACAGAAGGGUCGCCUGAAGCCUGGUAGGAUGUUACUGGUCGACACACAUCAGAAAAUUUUCUUGAAGGAUGACGUUCUCAAGGCACAGAUUGCAACCCUCCGACCCAACCAGAAAUGGCUGACUGAAGAAACAUUAUCGCUGAGUGAGCUUUGCCAGGCACAUGUCCCCAGUGAGACGGUGAACCAGCCUCAGCUGGAGGUGGAGAAGUACAGUCAUGGAGGCUUCCUGGAAAAGGACAGACGUCUGGCCCUGUAUGGUUACACAGUGGAGGCCAUUAAUCUACUGGUGUUACCCAUGGUCAAGGAAAAGAAGGAAGCGCUGGGCUCUAUGGGAAAUGAUGCUCCCCUGGCUUGUCUGUCCCAGUACAGUCCUCUCAUCUUUGACUACUUCAAACAGCUGUUUGCCCAGGUCACCAACCCACCCAUAGACCCCUUCAGGGAGAAAAUUGUCAUGUCUCUGGCAUGCCCCAUAGGCCCAGAAGCCAACAUCCUGGCACCGUCGGCAGAGCAGUGUAAGCGACUAUGGCUCGACCAGCCGAUCCUGUCAUUACAGGACAUGGAGGUGCUCAAGCACACAACCUACAAAGGGUGGAAGACAAAGCAGAUAGACAUCACCUUUCCUGUGAGUGAGGGACCGGAGGGAGUUAGUCCUGCUCUACAGAGAGUGUGUCUAGAAGCUGCUGAGGCUGCGGAGGGAUACCAGUUAAUCUGUCUGACUGACCGUCAAAUUGGCAAGGACCACAUACCUAUACCGUCCUUGAUGGCUGUGGGAGCUGUCCAUCAUCAUCUAAUUGACAAGAAACUCCGCCUGAAGGUCGGACUUGUGUUGGAGACAGGCGAGGCCAGGGAGGUACAUCACAUCUGUACAUUACUGGGUUAUGGUGUAGAUGCAAUCUGUCCCUACUUGGUGUUUGAGACCAUUGCUCGUCUGAGAAAUGAAGGCUUGCUGACCCCACCCCUGACAGAUGAUGUGGUGUUUGCUAACUACCGUGAUGCAGUUGCCCGGGGCAUCUCCAAAGUCAUGGCUAAGAUGGGUAUAUCUACCCUACACAGUUACAAGGGGGCCCAGAUCUUUGAAGCAGUAGGUCUACAUAAGGAGGUGGUGGAUCUGUGCUUCAAGGGCACAGCCUCUCGUAUUGGAGGAGUCACCUUCAAGGAACUUGCUGCUGAGACUCUCCACAGACACCAGCAGGCAUACUCAGACAGAGAAUGUGAUGACACGAUAGUCAUGAACCCCGGCUUCUAUCACUGGAGGGAUGGAGGAGAGAAACACAUCAACGAUCCUCAGUCAAUAGCUAACCUCCAGGAUGCUGCUAAGAAUAAGAACAAAAAUUCCUACGCCAAAUUCACAGAGUCGUCAUGGGAGAGUGUGAGGAAGUGUACUCUCCGCGGUCAGCUGGACUUUGUCUAUGCUAAAGAAUCCCUGGAUGUAUCUGAGGUCGAGGAGGCUGCCAGCAUCGUCAAACGCUUCUGUACAGGUGCUAUGAGUUUCGGAAGUCUGUCUAUAGAGGCCCACUCUACCCUGGCUGUAGCCAUGAAUCGUGUAGGAGGUAAGUCUAACACAGGAGAAGGGGGAGAGAAUUCUGACCGUUACACUCACAAUGAGGAUCCCAUGUUCAACAAGCGGUCAAGCAUCAAACAGGUUGCAUCAGGACGGUUUGGAGUGACGAGCUCGUACCUGUCGCAUGCUGAUGAGUUACAGAUCAAAAUGGCUCAGGGAGCGAAACCUGGAGAAGGAGGAGAAUUGCCCGGUCACAAGGUUUCCAAGGACAUUGCCAUGACACGUCACUCUGUCCCUGGGGUGGGGCUCAUCAGUCCUCCCCCUCAUCAUGAUAUCUACUCUAUUGAGGACCUUGCAGAGUUGAUCUAUGAUCUCAAAUGUGCCAACCCUGAAGCCAGGAUCAGUGUAAAACUUGUGUCGGAGGUCGGUGUAGGGAUCAUAGCAGCUGGGGUUGCCAAGGGUCACGCAGAACACAUCACUAUAUCUGGACAUGAUGGGGGUACUGGAGCCAGCAGCUGGACUGGCAUAAAGAAUGCUGGGUUACCAUGGGAACUGGGUAUCUCGGAGACGCAUCAAGUUCUUGUCAUGAAUGAUCUUAGGUCUAGAGUAGUGCUCCAAGCUGAUGGUCAAAUUAGGACAGGGCGGGAUGUCGUGAUUGCUGCCAUGAUGGGGGCUGAUGAGUUUGGGUUUAGUACUGCCCCUCUUAUUGCCAUGGGCUGUACCAUGAUGAGGAAAUGCCACCUCAACACCUGUCCUGUCGGCAUAGCAACACAGGAUCCUGUGCUGAGAAAGAAAUUUGCUGGAAAACCUGAGUAUGUUGUCAACUACCUUUUCUUCAUUGCUGAGGAGAUCAGACAAAUCAUGGCUAAGAUGGGUCUGAGGAAGUUCCAGGAACUCGUGGGACGCACAGACAAAUUAUCAUUUAACCCUGACCCUGAGAAUCCCAAAGCUGGUCUCCUUGACUACCAGGCUAUGCUGAAAAAUUCACUGGACCUACGUCCAGAUGCCAACAUUGUCGGAGGAAGCGUGCCACAGCAGUUUAACCUGGAGCGACGACUGGACUACAAGGUGUUGGAGCAGGCACAGAAAGUCAUCGAAGGUCAACAGAAACAAGUAGUCAUAGAUAUGAACAUCAGAAAUGAAGACCGGACUUUUGGUGCCACACUCAGCUACUACGUGUCCAAGAAAACUGUAGAGGAGGGACUCCCAGACCAGAGUAUUCUCAUCAACUUGAAGGGGUCAGGAGGUCAGAGCUUCUGUGCCUUCUUAGCUAAGGGCAUCCAUGUGACCUUGGAGGGUGAUGCUAACGACUAUGUAGGCAAGGGUUUAUCUGGAGGAGAGAUUGUGAUUUACCCUCCCAAGGACAUGUCUCCAUCCUUCCGAACCGAGGACAACAUUAUUGUUGGCAAUGUGGUCCUGUAUGGAGCUACAUCCGGAAAGGCUUUCCUGUGUGGACAGACUGCCGAGAGGUUCUGUGUCCGUAACUCGGGAGUUACAGCUGUCUGUGAGGGCUGUGGAGACCAUGGUUGUGAAUACAUGACUGGAGGAAGAGUUGUCGUUCUUGGAUUAACAGGCAGGAAUUUUGCUGCUGGAAUGUCUGGUGGCAUAGCCUAUGUAUAUGACAAACUGAAGAUGUUCCACCAGCGUUGUAACCAGGAAUCUGUUGCUCUGGAGCCCCUUGACGUCCCAGAGGAUCUUACAUUUGUGCAUGACCUGUUAGAGGAGUUCCAGGUAAAGACAGGAUCCCGUCUGGCACAGAGUAUCCUCGACAACUGGCAGGAAGAGAAACUCCACUUUGUUAAGGUGUUUCCCCACGAGUAUAAACGUGCCCUGCUGGAGGCGGAGAAGGAGAAGGUAGCUGCACAAAGUGACUUGGGUGUAAAUGGUAUUGUCAACGGAAUGAAUGGAAAUGGCAAUGAGGAUCUCAUUAUGAAUGGCGAGGAAAAGGCGAAGACCAAGGUCUCCAAGGUCGUAGAUAUAGAGGAAACUAUACCAGAUGCUGUUCGUAACCAGAAAAACCUUGAAAAGCUUGAUAAACUGAGGGGUUUUGUGAAGUAUAACCGUGCUACCUACCAGUAUCGGGAUGUGAAGUCACGUCAGAAGGAUUGGAAAGAGAUCUACAAUCACAGCGUGGUGAAGGACGGACUACAACAGCAGGCAGCUCGAUGUAUGGAUUGUGGAGUGCCGUUCUGUCAGUCUGACAAUGGCUGUCCUCUCAGCAAUAUCAUACCCAAGUGGAAUGACCUUGUUUUCAAGAAUCAAUGGAAGGAGGCCUUGGAUCAGCUACUGCAGACAAAUAACUUUCCAGAGUUUACUGGGCGGGUGUGUCCCGCUCCAUGUGAGGGUGCAUGUGUGUUGGGGAUCAACUCUCCAGCAGUGACCAUCAAGAACAUUGAGUGUACCAUCAUUGACCAUGGCUUCGAGCAGGGCUGGAUGAAGCCAGAACCUCCACUGCAUAGAACAGGGAAGAAGGUGGCCAUUGUUGGCAGUGGACCAGCAGGGAUGGCAGCCGCUGCGCAACUCAACAAGGCUGGUCACUUAGUGACCGUGUACGAGAGAAAUGACCGGAUCGGGGGACUGAUGAGGUAUGGCAUCCCCACCAUGAAACUCAGCAAGGAGGUUGUCCAGCGACGUGUUGACCUCAUGGCUAAUGAAGGAGUAGAGUUUAAAACUGGAGUGGAGGUCGGAAAUGACAUUCCUUCUACACAGCUUGUACAGGAUUAUGAUGCAGUUGUUCUAGCUUUGGGGGCUACUCACCCUAGGGACCUACCGAUACCUGGUCGUCAAUUGAAUGGCAUUCACUUUGCAAUGAGCUUCUUGGAAACAUGGCAGAAGAAGCAGGAAGGAAAUGACCUUGACUUUCUGAAGGUCCAUGCUAAGGACAAAGAUGUAGUCAUCAUAGGAGGCGGAGACACAGGAUGUGAUUGUAUAGCUACCUCUCUACGACAGGGAGCCAAGAGCAUCACAUCUUUUGAGAUACUGCCACCUCCUCCACCAUCUCGGGCAAAUGACAACCCCUGGCCCACCUGGCCGCGUGUUUUCAAAAUGGACUAUGGCCAUGAGGAAGUAGAACUGAAGUUUGGGCGUGACCCAAGGAUAUUUAAUAUCAAAAGCACAAACUUUGUGGAUGAUGGGAACGGUAAUGUGUGUGGUAUCAACACCAUGAAGGUGGAGUGGACGAAGGACGACUCUGGCCGCUGGACCAUGACCGAUGUACCAGGAUCUGAAGAACUUAUAAAGUGUGACAUUGUUAUGCUGGCUAUGGGAUUUCUGGGACCAGAAAAAAAAAUUGUGGAGGAAAUCUCAACCAAACUUGACCCUCGAGGGAACUUCCAGACACCAAAAAAUAAAUACAGCACCAGUGCUCCCAAGGUCUAUGCUGCAGGAGACUGUCGACGAGGCCAGUCUCUUGUGGUAUGGGCCAUAUCGGAGGGCAGGCAGGCUGCACGCCAGGUCGACCUUGACCUCAUGGGCAAGACCUCUCUAGCAGGGCCAGGUGGCAUCGUGUUCCAGCCAGAAAACUGACCAGAGAUUGUCUGUAGCUAAACCACAUUAUACCAACAGUCAUCAAAUCAUAUAUGAACAUAUCUCACAAUCUUAAACAGUGUUUUACGUUCCUUAUAAUUAUAUGCUUAUGAAAUGGUUGUAAAAGCCAGCUAGUGUAAAAUAAUGACAGAUAAGGUAAGUACUAGGACUAUGGACAAGACAAUUGAUGUAGUUUUAAGUUCGUGAUUUGUGUCUUGGCAUUUUGAACUUGUUUUCCACCUUCAGAGCGUUUCUCUAACAUAAGUGUUUGUACUGUUAUAAAGGUAGCAAUGUUUUAAAGACAAGCUUAAUGUUCCCAGAUGUCAUCGCUGAUAGUGCUUCUUUGAAAAUGUCUUGAAUCUGAUAACGGUACAUGUGUUGAAUUGGCUAGCUAGCUUAAGUUCAUGCCAAAAUUUUGUUUUGUUCAUGACUGUUUGGACCAGAUAACACUGUUGAUUAGGAAAUUUGACAGUGUUUGCAACUGGCUGUUGAAAAGUGUUAUUAAUUUACAAAUACUUUAAAUUAAAUCUCAACAAUUAUAUUACAUGCAGCAAAGAGGAAAUUAUUUAUAUCAGCUUUUGAUUUUUUUUCUACAGUUGUGAUGCACAUACUAUGCAGAAACAAUGUACUUUUUGUAUGUUAAAAAGACAAUGCAAUAGAUUGUUAAAACUCAUUAUAUGAUACACAUAUUGUUAUACGCAAUUAUUUCUAGGAGAGAAAAUACUCAUAUAAUUGUUUCGUUUGAUAGGUCAUGGGUUCGAAUGUUAAAAGGAAAACAAUAAAAUCUGUUCUAUAGAUAUUUUCUAAGUUUGUCAAACUGUAUCAGUGUAUAUAUGUAUAGUAAUAUUUGUAGUGCUAUAAUUUACCGUAUUAAGGCAAGGCAAUGUACAAGUUUGUUACCAUAUUCAAAAUGUAUCCACUUUAUCAUACAUGCAGGAGUUGUCAUGUAGACUGUUCUGUGAUUAAACCACUUAGAACUGCUGUUAUAUAGAUUUGAAGUAAAGUUUAUUUUGUAGAUAAGUAAUAAUAGAUAUAUGGUUGUUAUGUUCUAGUGCGGUAGAGGUAAAACUGUAGAGAUGAAAAUUUAACACCAUGGUGUAUGUGAUAAACAGAAAGCUUUGUGUUUUAAUUACUAUUAGGUACCUAAUUACAUAUAUUGUGUAGAAUAUAUAUUAGGUACCUAUUUAUAGAAUAUAUAUUAGAUACCUAAUUAUAGAAUAUAUGUUAGAUACCUAAUUAUAGGGUAUAUGUUAGGUACCUAAUGAUAAAUAUCUAUAAGGUUCCUUGUUUUAGAAUACACGUUUACAAUUAUUGUAUGUUUAACAAUAAUAAUGUUUCAGAUAUACAGAUAUAUUAUUAAACAGAAUUUUACGCUUCUGUGGUUACCAUGGUAACUUGUAGGAGGUGAAUAUGUAGAAAUUUCCUGUUCACUUGUCAUUAUCCACUUCUGGAAAAUAAGGCAUGCUUGAUAUAACUAUUACUUCAUGUUAUGUUAUUCUUGUCUUUGUGGAAAAAAACAACAAACAAAAACAUAAGAGAGAAAGAAAAAAAAAACAAAAAAA
Molecule: messenger RNA, 8190 nt
Organism: Pecten maximus
Lineage: Eukaryota; Metazoa; Mollusca; Bivalvia; Pectinida; Pectinidae
Product: putative glutamate synthase [NADPH]
Exons: 45
Coding region: 395-6628 (2077 amino acids)
Molecular function (GO): glutamate synthase (NADH) activity; iron ion binding; FMN binding
Source: RefSeq, a predicted model, not a curated record